CGAUGACAACGAUAGUGUCAGAUGAGGCCGUGCUGUUCCUCACUGGUCCUCUAUCCACCAUCUUCAUACCGUCUUUCUACACAGUCGUCUGCCUCCUCAGUGUCCCUCUCAAUGCCAUCGCCAUAGUAACCUUCGCUCGGCAGAUCAAGCCCAAGAAACCAGCAGUGGUCUACAUGUUGAAUCUGGCCUGUGCUGACCUGCUCUUCGUCAUGCUGCUACCUUUCAACAUCUUCUACCAUUUUAAUGGCAACAACUGGACACUCGGUCCUCUGUUAUGCCGCGUGGUCACGGCAGCCUUCUACUGUAACAUGUACUGCUCCGUCCUCCUCAUAACCUGCAUCAGUGUGGACCGCCUGCUGGCUGUCGUCUAUCCCAUUGAAUCUCUGUCUUGGAGGCGUCCACAGGUUGCCAUCACAGCCUGUGUGUUCAUGUGGGUGUUGGCCUUGGCGGGCUCGGUGCCCCUCGUCCUCUCAAAGCAAACUGUUGAUUUACCAGAUUUGGGCAUCAUCACUUGUCAUCAUGUCCAACAUGUGGAUGAGAACCGAUGGUACUAUAAGAUCUACUUUAUCACCAUCUGCUGCACCUUGUUCUUCCUGCCUCUGCUCAUCACAGCAGCUUCCUACACUCGAGUCAUCUGGACGCUAAGCAGGGUCCCACAUGGAGUUGAAGGACGCUCACGUAGAAAGACAGGAGCUCUGGUGUUGGCUUUAACAGUGCUGGUGAUAUUUGUGCUUUGUUUCACCCCAACAAACUGUCUCCUGCUGGUGCACUACCUGCACUUUACUGAUGGGGAACUUAGGGAAGCAGCUUGA
This is a messenger RNA of Thalassophryne amazonica, 812 nucleotides long. Its product is annotated as proteinase-activated receptor 1-like. Gene Ontology annotation, cellular component: membrane. Gene Ontology annotation, biological process: positive regulation of blood coagulation; phospholipase C-activating G protein-coupled receptor signaling pathway; thrombin-activated receptor signaling pathway. The transcript has a single exon. Lineage: Eukaryota; Metazoa; Chordata; Actinopteri; Batrachoidiformes; Batrachoididae. The record is from RefSeq and is a predicted model, not a curated record. Gene Ontology annotation, molecular function: thrombin-activated receptor activity. Bases 3 to 812 code for a protein of 269 amino acids.